UUAAUUAUUUUUUAGUAACACAUGAUAAAUCAAUAUAAAUUGCCUUUUCUAUCUUUUAAGCUUUUUAUUUAUUUGAGUGAGAAGGCUUCUUCAAAGAUGGUGUAAUAGACAUACUACGUGAAAUUAAUCAUCAUCACCGCCAUAUUGGUUGAUCAUACCCUCCUUUUCUCUCAAUCUUCAACCCCGCGGAGAUAUGCUCGGUCCAUUAUAUUCCUACGUCCAUAGUUGAAAUACACAGUCCGUGACAGAACCGCCGAAAACGACGACAAUAAAAUAUCUCUCCUCUCACGGUGAAACAUAUGGAACAUUAUUUAAAUGACAUUUCCACAAAGUAAUAUAUCAUUAAUACACGCACACCCACACACAAUAACGAACGCAUGUUUUCUUGCACUGUCUACGAGACUUAACUAUAAUUCUGCGAUUUACAGAUACUGAGUAUUCGUGCAUUUGUGAUUAAUGCAUGCGAUGCAUCUAAGGAAAUAAAAGACAUUACUAGUGUCAAAUUAAAAGUUUUGUCUCAUAAAUAUCUUGCUGUAAAUAAACAUUACAAAUAAAUAAUCUAUUGAAUUCUUUUCGUCGCCAAAUCAAUUACUUAUUUUUCUUACUAUCUUUCCGUAUAAAGACGCUAAAUAAUGAGUAUCUGUUCAUGUAAAACCAUAAAUAUUCGCUGAAGCAAGUCGUCACAUAUUAAUAUCCAAGUUUGAAAUGUUAUUUUUCUUUCGUUAUCGUUCUUUGUGUGUGCUUUUAAUAACAUCAUGCGUCCUAAGAUAUUUAUCAAAUGUAUAUUGAAGAUACAUACGCAACAAUCAUGUUCUAGAUUUUAAGCCAUAUUGUUUUGUAUAGAUAUAAUACAUGUUUAAUAGUAUCUAACACCGGUUCAUAUGCAGAAACUAAUAUUGAUUUGUUAGAAAGAGGUAGUUUUCCAUAUUUUGGCAUUCUUUCCCUUUCACUGUUAUGUCAAGAAUAAAGUUGUUAAUAAUAUAUAUAACCUGUGAUUUUUUCCAAAUCAUGAUGUGUAUAAAGUUGUCUACAAAAAUCACAAACAAAAUAAAAAUAUUUCUUGUCAUACGUUUAUUGCAGAAUCAAUGAAGCUAAUACAUUGCUGAAAUGCUUUUCAGAUUUUGCAAUAUUCUAUCAAUAAUAACGCAGCAAAACAUAUUGAUUAAAAAAAUACAUGAAGAUUUCUUCUAGCUAGUUAAUCAAUAUAAUCAAUAUAAAAAAGCAAGUUGAUAUUUCAUGCAUUUUAUUGUUUCUGUUUUUAGUACUACAACAGAAUAUUUUGAAUUCGUAUUUAACUUUAUAUUUAAAAUCUUUAACUAAGCGUAAGACACAAUUAAUUGCAAGUAACAGAUUGGUGGUUGUCCGUACUUUACUAGUAAUUCCAGACUUUAGAUGUACGUAUAUAAAAUCGAUGAGCCGCUGCUCUGCUAACGCACAUGCGAACUGUGCACGACUGCACACAACGAACUGAAACGACAAGGGUAAAAGAGCGUUAGAAAAGGGAACUGCGCUUGCGUGUACUUCUUUCUCUGGCAUCAUUUUACGAAUAUUUUACUGUGGGAACUAAACCACACGUUGAAAGUUUUCUUCUUUUCAUGUGAAGGAAAUUUCUUAAUAAUUGAGCACUUUUUUUGCGGAGACAGUAAAUUGUUAUUAAAUAGCUGUUACAAUUGCAUGAUGGCAUAUCAUGCACCAUCUUGCGUUUAUGCCAAUUUAAAUAAAUUAAAUAAUUUACCUGAACAUUAUAUACGCGAGGCGAGAGGAAAGUCAUAAAGCACUUUUGUGGUGUCCCCACCACUCAUUCUACCAAUGGAAGAAUGGCUAUAUAUUUUAUUUCGCAGUCAAAUGCGAAGCUUCAAUGACUGCAAAUAAUGAUCUGUAUUAAGAAGCGGUUCUUCAACUCGAAUCGGCUACUUCUGGUUGCUUUCGGCUUGUGGCCUAGCGAGGAAACGAUAUUCACCCGCUUUCAGGCAACAUUGCUUUGCAGUUUUCUAAUAAGCAGCAUUGUAUUUCAGCUCUCAAGACUUUUCAUUGCAGAAUGUAACUUUGACUUUAUUGUCAGAAUAUUCUCUUCCACGUCCAUCUAUGUCAUGAUCACGGGUCCGUCCAUCUUAUUUUGGAUGCACAUGAAAACCAUCAAAUAUAUACUCAACCAACUGCAAUAUAUCUACGACCGGCUAAAGGAUAGAAACGAAAUUGCUAUCUAUGAUAAAUAUGGAUAUAUUGGAAAACAUAUUACGACUAUAAUAAUAAUACUUAAUGCAUGCUGUCUAUGUGGCAGUUCUAUCAUGGUAUAUUGGCCGUUCAUUCUUGAUAUCGUUGUACCGAAGAAUGAGUCUCAUGCAAUUCAUACGAUGCAAUUUGUGACCAAGUACUUCAAAGUCUCAGAGAAGUAUUAUUUUUUAGUUCUUGUGCAUUUGAAUGCAGCCUGUACUACAGGGUUAAUUGCAUUUACAGGGGCGGGAACAAUGUUGCUUUCGUAUUUGCAGCAUAUCUGCGGUAUGUUUGAAAUUGCCAGCUAUCGUAUUGAACAAGCAAUGGCGAUCGAAUUGUUACAUACCUUUCAUAUAGAGAAUAGAAAUGUGAUAUGCAGGAAGAUGAUAUGUGCCAUAGAUAUACAACGCCAAGCUAUGGAGGUCGCUAAACAUUUGAUAACUAAUACGGAAGGAACAAUUUUCGUUUUGGUAGUAACUACUGUGCUUGCCAUGAGUUGCAAUCUUUUUCGAAUAUUUCAAAUAAAAUCACUUAUGGAGCAGAUGGGAGAGAGUUUAUUACAUCUUUUUGCUGUAUCUUUUAUUCUAAUACUCCUUUUCCUCUGCAAUUAUGUUGGGCAAGAAGUUAUAGAUCGUAGUAAUCACAUAUAUGUAAUUACAUACAACGUUGCAUGGUACUUAGCACCGUUACACAUACAGAAACUGAUACUGUUUCUAUUACAAAGGAGCAAUACAAUUUUCUCUCUGAGUGUAUUGUUGAAGCAAGCACAUUAUUGGAUUCUACAGGCUAGAAAAGGAUUCCUUUUUCUUUUACUAUACGAAGGAUAUUUAAGUUUUUACAUAUACGGACUAGCUAAUCGGUCGAAGCGGUUCUUCAACUCAAAUCGGCUACUUUUGGCCCCUUUCGGCUUGUGGCCAGUAAUGGUCUGUAUUAAGAAGCGGUUCUUCAACUCCAAUCGGCUACUUCUGCUCCCUUUCGGCCUGUGGCUUGGCGAGAAAACGAUAGUCACUCAUUUACAGGCAACAUUACUUUACAGUAUUCUGAUAAGCAGCGUUGUAUUUCAGCUCUCAAGACUUUUCAUUGCAGAAUGUAGUUUUGAUUUUAUUGUCAGAAUAUUCUCUUCCACGUCACUCUAUGCCAUGUUAACGAGUCUACCUAUCAUAUUUUGGAUUCACAUGAAAACUAUCACAUAUUUAUUCGACCAACUGCAAUACAUCUACGACCGGCUAAAGGAUAGAAACGAAAUUGCUAUCUAUGACAAAUAUGGAUACUUUGCAAACCAUGUUACGACUAUAAUAAUAAUACUUCUUGUAUGCGGCUUAUGUGGUAAUUCUGUCAUAAUAUAUUUGCCGUUCGUUCUUGAUAUCGUUGUACCGAAAAAUGAGUCUUAUGCAAUUCGUACGAUGCAAUUUGUGACAGAGUACUUCAAUGUCUCCGAGAAGUAUUAUUUUUUAGUUCUUGUGCAUUUGACUGCUGCCAGUGUUACGGGGGCAAUUGUAUUUACAGGGACAGGAACCAUGUUGUUUUCGUAUUUGCAGCAUGUCUGCGGUAUGUUUGAAAUUGCUAGCUACCGUAUUGAACAAGCAAUGGCGUCCGAGUUGUUACAUAAGUGUCAUAUAAAGAAUAGAAAUGUGAUAUGCAGAAAGAUGAUAUGUGCCAUAGAUAUACAACGCCAAGCUAUGGAGUUCGCUAAACAUUUGAUAACUAGUAUGGAAGGAACACUUUUUGUUAUGAUAAUAACUACUGUGCUCUGCAUGACUUGCAAUCUUUUUCGAAUAUUUCAAAUAGAAUCACCUAUGGAAAGGAUGGACGAGGUUUUAUUACACCUUUGGGCUGUACUUUUCAUUCUGAUAAUCCUAUUCCUAUCCAAUUAUGUUGGGCAAGAAGUUACAGAUUAUAGUAAUCACGUAUAUGAAAUUACAUACAACGUUUCAUGGUACUUAGCACCGUUACACAUACAGAAACUAAUACUGUUUCUAUUAGAAAGGAGCCACAAAAUUUUCACCCUGAGUGCCGGUGGAUUAUUUACAGCAUCUAUAGAAUGUUUUGCUACACUGGUUAAAGUAUCAAUGUCCUACUUCACCUUCAUGUACUCGAUACAAUAAUAACAAGCAGAUUGCUUGUUUGAAAGUAUAUUGGAAUAGAUAAAAGCACACGUACAUUUACAAAAUAUGUUUGUUUCUUUUGCAAUUGUUACACUUCCUAUAAAAUAAACAGACAAAAAUUGCAUUAGUUGAAAUACAUAUAUGUACGGUCAAUCACAGAAUCGACGAAAUCGAUGACAAUAGAGUAUCUCUGGCCUUAACUACAUGGGACAUUAUUAAAAUGAAAUUUCCACAAUAUUUUGAUAAAGAGUAUUCGUGCAUUCGUGAUUAAUGCAUGCAAUUAAGAAAAAACAGGAUAUCAAUGACUGAUGAAGAAUAUAAUUAAUUUAAUAAAGAAAAUUUGAAUGCAUGAUAUGAAGGAUGAUAGACAAAACGAGAUGUACUUGAUGAAAGAAAAAAAGAACGAAUGGAAUAAGAUUGAACACGUAAUACUGGAACAGUGAAAAGAGAUGCUAUAUGCUGUUUGAGACUCAACCUUUUUCGAGUAAAUCUCUCUAAUAUCAUUCUUUGAUGAUAUUAUGCGUCCUAAGUUAUAAUAUACGUUUAAUGGAUCUAAUCUAACACUGGUUCACCUAUAGAAACUAAUAUUAUUUUUGUUAGAAAGAGGCAGUGUACCAUGUAUUCUCUUUCCCUUUUAUUGUUAUGUCAAGAAUACAGUAAAAAUAAGUUAUAUAAGUUAAAAAUAAGUUGUAAAAAAUAUGUAUAAUCUUUGUAUUUCUUCCCAAAUCAUCUAAAAAGUUGUUUAUACAAAAUCGUAAACAAAAUAAAAAUAUUCGUUGACAUGCGU
Molecule: messenger RNA, 5106 nt
Organism: Ooceraea biroi (clonal raider ant)
Lineage: Eukaryota; Metazoa; Arthropoda; Insecta; Hymenoptera; Formicidae
Biological process (GO): detection of chemical stimulus involved in sensory perception of smell; sensory perception of smell
Cellular component (GO): plasma membrane
Molecular function (GO): olfactory receptor activity; odorant binding
Source: RefSeq, a predicted model, not a curated record